AUGUCUUCUGCGAAUGAUUUUGGAAGAUCUAUGUCUUCUGCAAAUGAUUUUGGAAGAUCUAUGUCUUUUACAAAUGAUUUUGGAAGAUCUAUGUCUUUUACAAAUGAUUUUGGAAUAUCUAUGUCUUCUGCAAGUGAUUUUAGAAGAUCAGUGUCUUUUACAAAUGAUUUUGGAAUAUCUAUGUCUUCUGCAAAUGAUUUUGGAAGAUCAAUGUCUUCUGCAAAUGAUUUUGGAAGAUCUAUGUCUUCUGCAAAUGAUCUUAGAAGAUCAAUGUCUUCUACAAAUGAUUUUGGAAUAUCUAUGUCUUAUGCAAAUGAUUUUGGAAGAUCAAUGUCUUCUGCAAAUGAUUUUGGAAUAUCUAUGUCUUCGGCAAAUGAUUUUGGAAGAUCAAUGUCUUCUGCAAAUGAUUUUGGAAGAUCUAUGUCUUUUACAAAUGAUUUUGGAAUAUCUAUGUCUUCUGCAAAUGAUUUUGGAAGAUCAAUGUCUUCUGCAAAUGAUUUUGGAAGAUCUAUGUCUUCUGCAAAUGAUCUUAGAAGAUCAAUGUCUUCUACAAAUGAUUUUGGAAUAUCUAUGUCUUAUGCAAAUGAUUUUGGAAGAUCAAUGUCUUCUGCAAAUGAUUUUGGAAUAUCUAUGUCUUCGGCAAAUGAUUUUGGAAGAUCAAUGUCUUCUGCAAAUGAUCUUAGAAGAUCAAUGUCUUCUACAAAUGAUUUUGGAAUAUCUAUGUCUUCUGCAAAUGAUUUUGGAAGAUCAAUGUCUUCUGCAAAUGAUUUUGGAAGAUCUAUGUCUUUUACAAAUGAUUUUGGAAUAUCUAUGUCUUCUGCAAGUGAUUUUAGAAGAUCAAUGUCUUCUGCAAAUGAUUUUAGAAGAUCAGUGUCUUUUACAAAUGAUUUUGGAAGAUCUAUACAUCUUACGGUGACUUUUAGUUUGGGCGAAAUAUUUAUCUAA
This is a messenger RNA of Diorhabda carinulata, 945 nucleotides long. Its product is annotated as trophinin-like. The record is from RefSeq and is a predicted model, not a curated record. Bases 1 to 945 code for a protein of 314 amino acids. The transcript has a single exon. NCBI's taxonomy places the organism in Eukaryota, Metazoa, Arthropoda, Insecta, Coleoptera, Chrysomelidae.